AGCGCAAGACUACGCCGCCGCCUGCCUGUUCUCCCCCGUUUACCAUACACACACUCGCCGCAAUAUAUAUAUAUAUAUACACCAUCGUGCGCGCACUCCCUCGCUCACUCGAUCCCUCACAGUCGUCACUCGCUCACUCGCACUCGCGCGCGCAACACGCCCGGCCGCCGACUACCGCUCUGCCCGCGCAUGACGAAAUAAAUAAUAAACAAUAAUACCACCGCCGCCGAUCACAACUCGCGUACAUUAUUGUACCAUAUAGUCAAGCGUACCGUCGUUACGUUUUUAUUAUACUCCCGUCGCAGGCACCACACACGUUCCGCGUACGCAGUCCGCCGCCGUACCGCUCGCCGACCGACGUAUACCGCUCCACAGCUCUUCAGCACACGCGUUUUCCGCCGACCAGUUAUCCACGCACACACAAGAUGAAGUGUUUAAGUAUCAUAAUGGUUAGCCUGUUGUUAGUUGCCAUUGCAAUGGUCAGCUCAAACGAAACUGGACUGAACGAACAAUCAUUGAACCGUUUGGCCAGAGCUGCCAACGGCGGAAAAGAAACCAACUGUCAUUACGAAAAGUCACAGUGGUCCCCGUGUGAUGAAAAGACCAAUGUGAAGGCACGCACGUUGACACUGAAGAAAGGCGACGAAACGUGCGAAAAGACCAAGAAGAUCGAAAAAAAGUGCAAGAAAGCAUGCCGGUAUGUGAAGGGCUCAUGGAGUCAAUGUAACUCGCACAAUGAGAUGAUCAGGACGGACACGCUCAAGGAUCCGUCUACUGAGAACUCAAACUGCGAGAAGACCAGACAAAUCACGAAAAAGUGCAAGAACAAGGGACGGGGUAAUAAAGGUAACAAGCAAACACGCAACAGGCAGUAAGCACGACAAAUCACCAUGAAUACACGCAAUACGCAAACAAUAAACGCGUAAACGUGUAUAACUAAACAAAAAAUAAAA
This is a messenger RNA of Rhopalosiphum maidis (corn leaf aphid), 953 nucleotides long. RefSeq lists its product as uncharacterized. Gene Ontology annotation, molecular function: growth factor activity; heparin binding. The transcript is spliced from 5 exons. Gene Ontology annotation, biological process: mesoderm morphogenesis. Gene Ontology annotation, cellular component: extracellular region. Bases 426 to 875 code for a protein of 149 amino acids. The record is from RefSeq and is a predicted model, not a curated record. Lineage: Eukaryota; Metazoa; Arthropoda; Insecta; Hemiptera; Aphididae.